Messenger RNA from Didymodactylos carnosus, 762 nucleotides. The record is from the annotation of a GenBank genome assembly. Lineage: Eukaryota; Metazoa; Rotifera; Eurotatoria; Philodinida; Philodinidae.
AUGUCUAAAUUUUCCAUUGACUCGUUGUUAAAUGUUUCUAAUGAAAAUGAAAAUGAAAAUAAUAUUGAGCAACGAACAAUAAAAAUAAAAAAUUCACAACCACAACAAUCACAACAACAUCAACAGCAAUAUUUUAAUUCUUCUUUAUAUCCCUAUUUAUUUCAUCCCUAUUUACAAUCAUUUUUAAAUUAUCAACAAAAUACAAAUAGUUCUUAUUUAAAAUUAAAAACACAAUCAGAAAAUCGAAAUCAUUCAACCAGUUUGAACAGUUCAAAUAAUACAACAAAUUCACGAACAUCAAGUUUUAGUGAUGAUGAUGAUAAUUCAUCUUUGGGAUCUUCAAUUACAACAACUACACCAUCAUUAUCAUCACCAGAUAGAAUUUUAUUUCGUCAAAAUAUGUUAUCACAAGAUAAUUCUAUUCCAGAUAUUGGUUCGACAAAUAAUUCAAAUAAAUCACGUCGUAAACGUACAGCAUUUACAAAUGAUCAAUUAAUUGAAUUAGAAAAAGAAUUUCAUAAUAAAAAAUAUUUAUCAUUAAUUGAACGUUCAGAUAUAGCUAAAACAUUAAAUUUAAGUGAAAUACAAGUAAAAAUAUGGUUUCAAAAUCGUCGUGCUAAAUGGAAACGUAUUAAAGCUGGCGCAUUAAGACAAUUUAAUCAACAUCAUACAGAGACAAAUGAAACACAAACAAAAAUUAUAUGUCCAAUACCAUUACAUGUUAAACGUUUACAAUCGAAAAAUAAUAAAAAUAUAAUUUAG